AUGCCGGAGUCGAAGGCGGCUGCAAUGGCCUGGGAGGCAGCGGCCAUUGGAGGAAGCGCAGCCAGUGCCGGCUCUGUGGCUUUGGCGGUCGCCAGAUUGCAGGACCCUGUAAUGAAAGUUUUAUACCAGGAAGUCGAUGAGCUGGAAGCGCGCUUGGCAUUGCACGGCGAGCGACAGGUUCGAGAGUGUCGAGUUGCAGUAAGAUGCGAGGCUGAUAUUCUGAAAGUGUCACACGAAGCACAUAUGACGGAGGCGCAGGAUGAGCUAAAAUCUUUGCAAAGACAGGUUGCUGAGCGUGAACUUUCCCUCAAAAAGAACAGCCGGCGGUUGCUGGAGAUGCAGCUGCAAAUUGGGAAGAAGUACCAUAUUCCGAGCAAGCAAGAGAGGGUUGUUGCCGAACAGGAGCAUGAAAUGGCGUGCGCAGCAAUAGUGCAGUCAGAGGUGGCUGCACAGGAGCAACAUGAGGCAGAGUGUGCCAUUUUGAAGCGAGAGCUGGAUCAACACAACAUGGCGCAUUCAGAACUGCAGCAAAGUUUGGCUGAAGCUGGCCAGAAGCAGCUAAAACUUUUCCAAGAAGCCCAGGAUAAGUCGUCGCUUGAAGCUCUGGCUUGCGGACUCGCGCAACAGCUAGAGCUUUGCCGCGAGUGGACUGGGAACCUCGAGGCAGCCUUAUCUUUCAUGCAGUCGGCAGCAAGCACAAGUGUGGAGGAGCUCCACCAGCUGGACCAGCAGAACGAGAGCUUGGUCCAGGACACUACGGUCAGUGUAUCAACCUGCCACGCACACUCGCUCAAGGAGGAACGAGAACUGUCCUCUGAAGAGCUACAAGAGCUCCUGCAGGCCGAUAACACCCAUGUCUUGGACAAGCAGCUUCAAGAAGCCGAACAAUGUCGUAUGAAGCUAGAGGAAACCGUUGCAGCUCUGAGACACGAUGCCUUGCAACUCCAGGCCUCAGUGGCUUUGCACAGGGCCACGAAGGAGGUGCAAGACGAGCUCGCGUCCGCUGUAGAACAGAAGGAAGCCACCACUCGCAGUGGAGACGAACUCUUGGCCGAGAUUCGCCGAUGGGAACAUAAAUUGCGGCCAGAGGACUCCGCUUUUCGUGAUAUGCGCCAUCCGCCGUCAUCACCCGCUCAGAAGGGAGAACAGAAUCUCAGCUUGGAGUCCCUGGAGCACGAAGUACAAGUUGCCGAAGAGGCACUUCUGGAGGAUCUCUCUGCCAAGCUUGCUGCCCGCGAGAAGCGGGUUCAGUUUCUGGCGAGCAGAUGGCUUCACCGUCGGCUCGGCUCGCCGGCAAAAACAAAAUGA
Symbiodinium sp. CCMP2456 is the source of this 1308-nucleotide messenger RNA. NCBI's taxonomy places the organism in Eukaryota, Dinophyceae, Suessiales, Symbiodiniaceae. The record is from the annotation of a GenBank genome assembly.